Messenger RNA from Akanthomyces muscarius, 1074 nucleotides. RefSeq lists its product as uncharacterized. The record is from RefSeq and is a predicted model, not a curated record. Gene Ontology annotation, cellular component: cytoplasm. The transcript has a single exon. Lineage: Eukaryota; Fungi; Ascomycota; Sordariomycetes; Hypocreales; Cordycipitaceae. Gene Ontology annotation, molecular function: protein binding. Bases 1 to 1074 code for a protein of 357 amino acids.
AUGACUGAAACGAACGACGAUGAGGUGCGCGGGGCGUCGAUAAAUAUACUUCCCACUGAGCUACUGCUUGACAUCACUGACUUGUUGAGCGCUCGCCGCGACUUUUGCGCUCUAGUAAUGACCAACCAUCGAUUUCACUCACUCCUCGAAGAGAAACUCUACAAGAUGGAUUCGAGUUUAGCAUUUGGAUACCAUGAGUCGCUAAACUGGGCUGCGAGUAGAGGCGACCUGGUUGUUGUGCGCAAGCUGAUUGACUAUGGCUGUGAUCUCGAUACGACUUUUUACCUUGCGCAGGAACCUGGGCCGCUCACUGCUAUCAAUCUCGCCAUGCGGCAGGGUCAUCUCGCAAUGGUUACAGUACUCGCUGCGGCGGAUGUUUGUGUUGACAUGGCCCCGAACGAGAACGACAGACCCAUUCUCUGCGCGCUGCGGGAGGGAUGGACGGAUAUCUUCAAGGUGCUUGUAUGCAUUGGAAAAGCCGAACUGGACGUAAUGGACGAGCUUGGCUAUGGGCUGCUGACGAUUGCAGCGUACCUUGACAACAUGGAGGCUAUCCGCCAUCUCUUUUCCGCGCACCCCGGAUACACAGAGCCAAUGGAGGCCAUUUCGAGCCCUUUCCAUCAGGCCAUAUACAACAACAACUAUGAAAUGUUCAUGUUUCUCCUGCAGAACACACGGUGCUCGCCAACCCUUCUCUCGGAAGACCGGAAAACACCGCUCGAGAUGGCGAGCGAAUGGGGCAUGAUUGCGUUUGUCAACGCCCUAUUGGACGAUGGAAGAGCUGUUGAGCAGUCUACAGAAACCCACAGCGGCAAUGCGGUCCUGCGGGCGUUUCGUAACCAGCACUGGGACACUGUUACGCUGCUGCUCUUCCACAGAAAUCCUUGUGCACCGCAUGGGAGUGUCUUUAUCGAGGCAUGCAAGUUGAAGGACGAAUUUCUAGCAUGGAGAGCUUUUCAACUUUGUAAUAUACCUGAUAUUACGCGAUUGGAGUGGAGGAGUUGCGCCCGAAACAACGGGCUGGCUAACCUUGCCACUAGAAUGACGGAGCUGCACGACUUGAACUCAAUAUAA